Molecule: messenger RNA, 1393 nt
Organism: Chondrus crispus (carragheen)
Lineage: Eukaryota; Rhodophyta; Florideophyceae; Gigartinales; Gigartinaceae
Exons: 2
Coding region: 1-1173 (390 amino acids)
Source: RefSeq, a predicted model, not a curated record
AUGCGAGCGCGCUACCGCGACGCCCUCGACCUGCUCUUCGGCACGCCCCCGCGCGUCCUCAACACCGCCUGCUCCGCCAUCCCAGCGCCCACGUCACUCAUCAAUCAGGAGAACGACCAUCGACCGUCCGAAAAACAAAGCCAACCGAUCACCGCAAAACCCAGAGCCUAUCCAAAGCGAACGCGACAGAGACCUCAUUUCGGACCUGCAUCCCCCGUUCUUCAAAAUGUUAAAGUCGCCAUCCCGAAUGACCAGGUCGUCCCCGAAGGAAUGGUGCGUGUCAACCCUCCCGUGAACAAAGCCACCCCGCCCGUGUGCUCGCAGUCGGAGAGCUGUCGUUGUGGUGAAGACCUGUGGACGGUUGGAGGUGUUGGGCCAGAGCUGAUGUUGCGCACUGCGGAAGAGCUCAGCGCACAAAUAUUCAGGCUCUAUGGCAAGGCUGUCGACCCCGAGACGAGCAACGUCGACUACGCCGCGUUGCAGAGUUGGGAUAAUUUUCACGACUACUUGCGUUCCGCAAGGAAGUUAAGGUACCUCGAUCCCCUACUGCUCUCCGAGCUUGAGCGCAAAGCCUUUUUCCUCAAUAUUUACAACUCGCUCAUGAUUCACGCCAUCGCCGUCAUGUCCAGACCGCGUACUAUGUUUCAGCGUAUUUCUUUAUAUAACACUGCCGCCUACGAUAUCGGAGGCCGUGCGUACACCCUUAACAUGAUUGAGCACGGCGUCCUGCGCUCCAAUCGUCCGGGAAGUGGGCCUUUCGCCCAGCCGCCUUUUACGGACAAUGACGCACGCAAGCUGUGUUCUCUGCAAUCGGUCGAUGCGCGCAUUCACUUCGCCCUUAACUGCGGCGCGAGAAGCUGUCCUGCGGUCAGGUUUUACGCCGCCGAUACCCUCGACCGCACUUUGGAUGCCGCCACUCAUGUAUACUUGCAAGAGAUUGAAGUUGACAGCGAUAAGUGCACUAUUACUUUGCCGAAAUUGUUGCAGUGGUACAAGGCGGACUUCUCCCCGGACGGAGAAUUGGAAUCCGUGAUUCGAUGGACCCUGCCACACUUGGACUCGCAAAAGAGGGACGUAAUCAGCGCCCUCCUGCAAGACAAGAGGCAGCGGUUGGGGGGAUACAAAGUGGUAUACGCUGGGUACGAUUGGACAGUCAAUGACAGUGCAUUGUAGUGCCGAAACGGCACUACAAAUGGCACUUAUGUUUUCUAACAGCUUGGUGGGUAACGAGCUACGCAUCACACAUGCGUCGGACGUGGUUGCUAGUAUUAACUAUUCUGUCUCUACAGAGCCUCAUGAGGACUGGCGAGGUCCUGAAUCUAGGCACUGUAUAGGACAUGACUAAACGAGACGCUAAUGCUGACCUUGAUACGAAUAAACUGAUUCAAUGCUA